Molecule: messenger RNA, 2213 nt
Organism: Callorhinchus milii (elephant shark)
Lineage: Eukaryota; Metazoa; Chordata; Chondrichthyes; Chimaeriformes; Callorhinchidae
Gene: ncaph2
Product: non-SMC condensin II complex, subunit H2
Exons: 21
Coding region: 146-1981 (611 amino acids)
Biological process (GO): mitotic sister chromatid separation; meiotic chromosome condensation
Cellular component (GO): nucleus; condensin complex
Molecular function (GO): chromatin binding
Source: RefSeq, a predicted model, not a curated record
CUCUGGCGCCAAAGCUGGAGAGUGCCGCGCGUGCGCAGUGAGGGCCAACAGUGCGCGGGAAACAUAAAAUGGCGGCGGCGACAACAGUGUAACAUCUACAAACUGUCAAUACCGGAGACAGAGAGUAACAGAAUCUGAGUGCAAGAUGGAGGACAUUGAGUCCCGAUUCACACACCUUCUGCAACCAAUCCGAGAGCUGACCAAGAACUGGGAGAUCGAUGUGGCAGCUCAGUUGGGGGAGUAUCUGGAAGAGUUGGAUCAGAUUUGCAUUUCUUUUGAUGAUGGUAAAACAACGAUGAACUUUGCAGAAGCUGCAUUGCUGAUUCAGGGAUCGGCCUGUAUCUACAGUAAGAAGGUGGAGUACCUGUAUUCGCUGGUGUAUCAGGCGCUGGAUUUCAUCUCCAAUAAGAAGCGCCGCCAGCAGCCGGCGUCCAUCGGAGCCGAAGGUCUGGACACCGACGUGUCAGUAGCCGAUGCCAAUAGAGAGGGAGGGUUCUUGUCUCUGGACGACAUUCAGCUCCCAACAAGGAACACCAUUGACCUGAGGACUGAUCACACUCCCAAUAUGGUUAAUGUUAUUCCUCUGACACCAAUGGCCCUGGUUCCCCCGAACGAUGUGGAGAAGAAGAACAAUCCACUGCUCAGCCAUCGAGGUGAGGUGCUCGCCAGCAGGAAGGAUUUCAGGAUGAACACGUGCACACCACACACUACAGGAGCUUUCCUACUGGAGCUGACUGGCCUUUCCCCAAUGUCCUAUCUACACAGCAGAGCGUUAGAGAACACGCACCUUGCCACAGCCGUACAGGGAGACUAUCCUCAGGAGGUACAUAUGGAGACCAGAGGCUGCGAGGUGGCCAUCCCACCGCUCGACCUGUCCAACCAAGGCAGUCCUGAGGGAGGGGCUGGGUUCCUGCCACUGGCUGAGGGAGAGGAGGCGGAGCAGUCUCCAGAGAGGGUCAUGUCUCACAAGGCUGCCCAGAGCGAGCAACGUGGGUAUACUCUGCGAGAGACGGCACCAGGAUCCGGCCUCAGACAGGAAAAGGAAGUGCUGGAUCCCUGGAGAAGUCUGGAUCCUUUUGAAGCCACUGAGAACAAAGUGUUGAGGAAAGGUAAGCACUAUGUGAUCCCUGCUCGUGUCCCUCACACGGGAAACAAGCGGAAGCGGAAAUGUUCAGUGACAUUGCUGGAGUUUGGCAAGUGGUUCUCCCGGGCCCAUUAUGGUGGAGCCGAUUUUGUGAAGCUGAAGAGAACAGGUCUCAGCCAUGCAGAUCUGGAGGUUCUGCACUGGAAACACAUGAAGGAGAGAGCAGCAGCUCAGAGAAUCUUCCGCAAACGAAUGUCUGUGCUGUGUGGGUGGGUGAUUGACGAGCUGGAGAAUAACCAAGAGAAUGCUGAGGAAGCGAUACACCAUGAGCAGCAGCGAGAUGAUGACGAUGUAGAUCAGGACAGGCCAGCAGAUGAAGAUUACGACCUGGAUGAUUUGGAACAAGAACCAGGUGCAGAGAUCGAUGCUCCCUGCUUCCCCGCUAUAGACGCUGUGGGAGAAGCUGUGAGUGUCAGCUAUGAGGACCUGGUUAGGAGGAAUGUGGAGCUGUUUAUUGCCAACUCCCAGCAAUACGCCCAGGAGACCGCACUCUCACUUAGGGUCCGCGACUGGGAGGAGAAGAUAGUACCCAGAAUGCAGCAGCAGGAGCAGAGAGGCGGUUUUGACAUCCACGAUUACGGGGACAGAAUUAUGGCCGAGUUUGAUAGUGUUGGUCAGAGAAAAUGGUUCGGAAACAUUGUGGCUGGAAAGGAAGCGUUUGAGGUUUGCCGUUACAUGUUGGCCUCCCUACAGCUGGCCAAUGACUACACAGUGGACAUCUGGCAGGAGGACGGACUGUAUCAGGCUGUGGACACCAUGACGCUCACACUGCUGAGCAAACAGAGGGCACACGAUCGCUUCAAUACCUACAGAGCCACGACCGUCUCCAACAACUGAGCGCCGCCUGGCCCCCACCCACCUCAUCCCAGCCUCCCCCUCUACCACCACACACCCUCUACCCCCCACACACCCUCACACUCUCUCUUUCCCCCCCUUAUAUUUUGCUUAAACCUCAGGAACCUUUAUUCUAUCCUGACUUAUCAUUUUAAAGCCAUUUUCAUCCUCUUGGCAAAACACAAACUAUAUGGAACUUUUCUAUUUUGUAAAUUAAAAUCAUAGUAAAGUGUAA